Molecule: messenger RNA, 1080 nt
Organism: Triticum dicoccoides
Lineage: Eukaryota; Viridiplantae; Streptophyta; Magnoliopsida; Poales; Poaceae
Product: trihelix transcription factor ASIL1-like
Exons: 2
Coding region: 180-875 (231 amino acids)
Cellular component (GO): nucleus
Molecular function (GO): transcription cis-regulatory region binding
Source: RefSeq, a predicted model, not a curated record
GCGCAACCACCACCGAAACCUCCUCAUCAAUUUACUUAUUUACUGUCGUUGAGUACGCAGCUGGUUCAGUACGCCGCUGCUUUAUAAGAGCAAAGUAGCUCAAAUCGAUCGCAACCACCCCGCACUCUCAGACUCUCAGUCCAGUUCCCAGUCCCACGCCGGCCGGCCGUUCGUCCGACAUGCAUUGGAGCGACGAGGAGACGUCUGUUCUCGUCGACGCUUGGGGCCCGCUGUACCUCGGCCGCAACCGAGGCUCCCUCAGCAUGGAGGAGUGGGACUCCGUGUGCAGAGCCGUCGACGCACACCACGCCGCCGCCGGGCUCGACUUCAGCCGCAACCCCGCCGGCUGCAAGAGGCGCAUCUCUGCACUCAAGGCUCGGUACACGGAGGAGGCCGCCAAGGAGCAGCCGACGUCGGCGUGGCGCCACUUUGCUCACCUCCGGGCGUUCCUGGCCGACCCCAGCGGCGGGCCUCCGGGCUUCGGCGCCAAGAAGCCGGAGGCGUCCGUGAAGAAGGAGAAAAAGAAGGUGGAGGGGGCGAGUGGAUCGGUCGGCACGACCAAGGUCCCGGCGAAGCGCCAGUUUUCGAGCCUACGGGACAUCCUGGCAAAGACGCCGGCGACCGUGAAGGAGGAGGAGGUGGUCGGCUGCGGGUGUGAGUUGGUUGGGGGUUCGGCGGCGGGGGUGAGCGUGACGAAGCUGGUGGCGGAGAUGACGAGGCUGGCGGAGGUGCACGAGCGCGUGGAGAUGGAGAGGCUCAAGUUCAUGAAGGAGAUGCUCAUGAUGAAGAUGAAGGAGGAGGAGGAGACGGAGGACGUGAAGCUGGAGCGCAAGAAAGUGAAGGCGGAGAAUGAGGAACAAGUCCACGGCAACUAACAUCAUGGGACAGGGGAUUUGGUCUGCAGGCUGAUGCGUUUAGGCUGAAAAUCCAGUAGAGUAGGAGUAGUAGUGUUUGUGCUUCACUGUAUCUUGUUUUACAUCUAGUUUUACUUACUGCAUUUGUGGUUGUACUCCGCACUUACCAUGUACCGUAGCUAGUAGUUUUGAAUCAGUAGUAGGAUUAUAAUCCAGUGUUUGUGUC